This is a messenger RNA of Arthroderma uncinatum, 804 nucleotides long. RefSeq names its product tRNA (uracil-5-)-methyltransferase TRM9. The record is from RefSeq and is a predicted model, not a curated record. Lineage: Eukaryota; Fungi; Ascomycota; Eurotiomycetes; Onygenales; Arthrodermataceae. Gene Ontology annotation, molecular function: tRNA binding; S-adenosylmethionine-dependent methyltransferase activity. The transcript has 3 exons. Gene Ontology annotation, cellular component: cytoplasm; nucleus. Gene Ontology annotation, biological process: tRNA wobble uridine modification. The coding region runs from base 1 to 804 and encodes 267 amino acids.
AUGGAACCCGAUAAUGGCCAUGAUGUCAAAAACGGUGAAUCAUACGAAGAGGAGCACGUCCAUAAGGUCUACCAAGAGAUCGCACCGCACUUUUCAUCAACAAGAUACAAACCUUGGCCAAUCGUGGAACGGUUCUUGAACGGACUUCCACACGGUUCCAUCGGCCUGGACGUUGGCUGCGGUAAUGGGAAAUAUUUAAAAGUCAACCCUAAUAUAUUUAUCGUAGCCUCCGACAGGUCCGAAGCUUUGACUACAAUUGCAAAGCAGCAUCAGCCCCACUCUGCAAUAGUAGCAGACACUUUGAACCUGCCACACCCACUUGGAUAUUUUGAUUUUGCAAUUUCAAUCGCAGUGGUUCAUCAUCUUUCUCUUCCGGAGCGAAGGGUGAAAGCGAUUGCUUCAAUUUUAGAUACCCUGAAACCGCCCACUGAAUCCGAUCCUGUCGGUGGCAAAGCCUUGAUCUAUGUCUGGGCUUUGGAGCAAAAAGAUAGUCGACGCGGCUGGGAUGUCGACCAUGACCAAGACGUGAUGGUGCCAUGGGUCUUGAAGACAAACGAAGAGAAGAAACCAAAAAUUAAAAAGGGCAGAGGCAAGAAGAAUCCCAACGACAUGCCCACAAAUGAGGCAACCGAAGAACCAAAACCAAAACAAGAAACGGCACCAGUUACGUAUCUUCGCUACUACCAUCUUUACAAAGAGAACGAAUUGGAAAACGAUAUCGCUGCUGCACAUGGUCGAAUUUUGGAUCAUGGAUAUGAGAAGGAUAACUGGUGGGCUAUUGCCUGCCCGCUACCGCGAUCGUGA